AUGAUGAAUUCUUCAUCUCCAUCAUCUCCAUCAUCAAUGGGUGAUGAGGGUGCAGCUGCAUUGAGAUUAGCGCUUACUCUCACCCAUCUCAUUCUCGUUUUAAUCGGAACUUUCAAUCUACUCGUCAUUUUCCUUGUCAUCGUUAGACCAUACAUGAGAUCAAUCACAAAUGUCUACAUGGUCUCUCUUUGUCUCGCCGAUUUCAUCUACCUUGUCAAUUUAAGUUUUGUUGCAGCAACGCAGCUGAAUAACAAGAGUUGGCCAUUUGGCAAUGCGAUUUGCACGCUUUUUCACGGCUCCGAGGCCACCGGUAAAUAUGCAUCUGUCCUUUUCGUGGUACUUCUCGCCGCUGAUCGCUACUGUGCCAUGUGUCGGCCAUCUUUGUGCUCAAAAUACCGCAACUAUCGAACAGCAAUCGUGCUCUCGUUGGCUGCUUGGUUAGCCGCUUUGGCGAUCUCACUUCCAUUGUACAUUGUUUCCGAAGAGAUCCCGAUUCGUUUACAUGAGAACCCUUUUCAACCACCGUCACACGUUCUCUGUAUAGCCAAAUGGUCAGGCCAUGGGCUGGCAAGGAUGUAUAUCAGCUUAUCAUCAGUUUUUAUCUUUGUCAUUCCACUCGUUCUCAUCAUUUACUGCUAUUUUCAUAUUUUGAAUAAAUUGCGAGAAGCAGUCAAGGGUUCAAAACGUUUACGACGAGCUUCCUCGACGAGAGCUCCCUACCAUCGAGUGACACGCUUGGUGCUUUGGGUGGUCAUAUUCCAUGUGAUUUGUUGGUCUCCCUAUUGGAUCUUCAACUUAUUAUCCUCAAUCUUCCGUGUUCGAAUCAGCUCACAAUUAGAGAGAAUCGUCAUCAAUAUUAUUCAUCUUUUCCCAUAUAUCAAUUGUGCUCUCAAUCCACUUCUUUAUGCGGUCACUGCUGACAACUUUCGAAUCGCUUUUCGAUCGGUGUUCUGUUGUAAAGCUGAGGCAACGGAAACAGAAAACGGGAAACCGUAUAUAGCAACAAGAUCCACAUAUCAUCGAACUGGAACCACAAUCAACGGAUCCCCAGUACUCGGCGAGCGUUCUGUUUUCCAGCUCGAGAAGAAAGAUUCUGUGAAUAAGGAGGAAACAACAUUGGAGAAGAUCAUUCCACCGAUUCUUGACCAAAUCGGUGUCAGACUCGAGCCACAUCGAAGUGUCAGCACUGGAAGAUUAUCGAUUCGCCGGAGUUUCUGUAAUGGAGAUGAAGCAUGGCGACAAUGCUCACAAGAUGAGAUCAGGAAAAUGUCAAGG
Mesorhabditis belari is the source of this 1275-nucleotide messenger RNA. NCBI's taxonomy places the organism in Eukaryota, Metazoa, Nematoda, Chromadorea, Rhabditida, Rhabditidae. The record is from the annotation of a GenBank genome assembly.